Messenger RNA from Meloidogyne enterolobii, 798 nucleotides. The record is from the annotation of a GenBank genome assembly. Lineage: Eukaryota; Metazoa; Nematoda; Chromadorea; Rhabditida; Meloidogynidae.
AUAUCUGAUGCCACCAAUUUUUGUCUUGGAAGGCGGUGGGGCGCCUACGUGACUUGCCUUUACGUUUUUAUUAAAAUGCUUUAUUUGGCCAAUGUUGUGCUCCAAAUUUUCCUUUUAAACCUUUUUUUGGGUACGGACAAUCUUUUUUAUGGCUUUCACAUUCUUAAAGAUUUAUUGCAUGGCAGGGAAUGGGAAACUAGUGGAAACUUUCCUAGAGUAACAAUGUGUGACUUUGAAGUUAGGGUUCUAGGUAAUGUCCAUCAUCAUACGGUGCAAUGUGUGCUAAUGAUUAAUAUGUUUAACGAAAAAAUAUUUCUCUUCCUUUGGUUCUGGUUUUUUAUGGUCUCUAUUAUCACUUUCUUUUCUAUGUGCCAUUGGAUACUCAUGUCUUUUAUGCCUGGCCAGCAUAUGAAAUUCGUCAGAAGAUACCUCAGAGCAACAGAUUUAGCAACAGACCGGCAAUCUGUCAAAAAGUUUGUACACAAAUUUCUUGGUGCAGAUGGUGUUUUCUGUAUGAGAAUGAUUAGUGCCCAUGCUGGUGAUAUUAUGGCAACAGAGCUUAUUGUUGAAUUAUGGCAUUCAUUUAAUGACAGAGUUAGAAAAUCACCAAUAGAAAUGUUUGAGGGAGGAGUCUCUCAAUCCCCCUCAAAAAUGGAAGCUUCUUUCAAAAGUUGGCUGCUAGGACAAAAUCACAGCGGGAAUAGGUAUGGAGGAACUAGUGGGGGAAGUCUUGUUGGAACUGCUGCCCAUCACGCCGCUGCUUUUCAUGCUAGCCAUCACCACCACCGGGAUCUUUGA